GGCCACCGGCCACUCAGGACCAGCAACUUUGUGCGGCUCACGUGACGCCGUGUGCGCGUGGCGUGGGAUUGUGUAACCCGGGCGCGCUCGCGUCGUUUUCCUCAUCUGUGCAGUGGGUAUGAUUCUUGUUUUCCAUCAGCCGAUUUUUAGGUGGCUCAUCUGAAACUAAUCUCAAGUUAACAUGUCAUUCAUUUUGGUCGUCCAGGAGACCUUUCCCUGCCUUUGCAUCACGCCCCACACUGUCCCCUAUUUCAGGGCCCGACCCUCGACAGUGUGGCUUCUUCCUUUGCACUACCGGCUCUCGACACUCCAUGUGUUUCCCUUUAUUUGUCACGCUGCUGCCGAGCCUUUUCAUCUUACGUUUAAAUUCCAGGCUUUGACUCCCAUCAUGGCCAUCACUCAGUUUCGACUAUUUAAAGUUUGUACCUGCUUAGCAACAGUAUUCUCAUUUCUAAAGAGAUUAAUAUGCAGGUCUGGCAGAGGAAGAAAAUUAAGUGGAGACCAAAUAACUUUGCCAACUACAGUUGAUUAUUCUUCAGUUCCAAAGCAGACAGAUGUGGAGGAAUGGACUUCCUGGGAUGAAGAUGCACCCACAAGUGUAAAGAUUGAAGGAGGGAAUGGCACAGUGGCAUCACAACAAAAUGCUUUGGAACAACUGGAACCUGACUAUUUUAAGGACAUGACACCAACUAUAAGGAAAACUCAGAAAAUUGUUAUUAAGAAGAGAGAACCUUUAAAUUUUGGCAUCCCAGAUGGUAGCACAGGUUUCUCCAGUAGACUAGCAGCUACACAAGAUAUGCCGUUUAUUCAUCAGUCGUCUGAAUUAGGUGACUUAGACACUUGGCAAGAAAAUACUAAUGCAUGGGAAGAGGAAGAAGAUGCAGCCUGGCAAGCAGAAGAAGUUCUGAGGCAGCAGAAAAUAGCAGACAGAGAAAAAAGAGCAGCAGAACAACAAAGGAAGAAAAUGGAAAAGGAAGCACAGAGGCUAAUGAAGAAGGAACAGAACAAAAUUGGUGUGAAACUUUCAUAACAAAUACUCUUCACAUGUCAUAGUGCCAGUAGGAGAAAUCUGAGCUCCACAACCCAUACAACAUUUGUAUGGAGUUAAGAGUAUUUAUGGAAUACAAAUACACUGCUUGAUUUUAAUGCAUUCACCAGGCCAUUCAGGAGACCAAGCUUCUCCCAGAGUACUUGGAACUCAUAGUGAUUGAUACUCAAAAGGACAGAAAAGAUGUAUGCAACUAUUUUCUUCAACAUUCUCCAGACAUAUGACAAUUGUUUGCUGUAGAAAAAUUAUUACAAAUGGAAUAUACCAGUACCUCUCAAGCUAGUGUUUCUAGCUAAAUAAAUGGGUGUAAAUAAUUUUAUGGUGGCAAAGAACUCUGCUAUUAUGUUUUCCUUCAAUGUGUAUAAUUAUAAAAUAAAUAAUUCUAAUAUUUUUUGUUUC
Messenger RNA from Perognathus longimembris pacificus (Pacific pocket mouse), 1447 nucleotides. It is a transcript of the gene Ebag9, whose product is annotated as estrogen receptor binding site associated antigen 9. Gene Ontology annotation, cellular component: secretory granule. Lineage: Eukaryota; Metazoa; Chordata; Mammalia; Rodentia; Heteromyidae. The transcript has 7 exons. The record is from RefSeq and is a predicted model, not a curated record. Bases 182 to 1030 code for a protein of 282 amino acids.